CUAUCAAAAUUUCUAUGGACACGUAGAUGAUUUGUAUAUUCUAUGCUAUUGUUCAUAAUUUAUUAAAGUAAACCCCAAUUUUUCUAUUUGUUUAUACAAUUUUUAAUUUAACAAAACCGCUUAUUGUUAGUUGGAAACUUGAUUAAUCGAUACCUAACAUGGCGGACAAACAAUUAUCCGAAGAAGGAAAUAACGUUCCUUUAACAGAUAACAGUUUACUGGUCGAUAUAUCCGAUGCCCUUAGUGAAAAAGAUAAAGUAAAAUUCACAGUUCACACAAGAACAACAAUGAAAGCUUUCCAAAAAAACGAGUUCUUAGUAGUGCGUCAACAUGAAGAGUUCAUUUGGCUCCAUGAUAGAUAUGAGGAACAACAAACAUAUGCAGGAUAUAUUAUACCACCUCCACCACCCCGUCCAAAUUUUGACGCUUCCAGGGAAAAAUUACAGCGUCUUGGUGAAGGUGAGGGUACAAUGACAAAGGAAGAGUUUACCAAAAUGAAACAAGAGCUAGAAGCAGAGUAUCUGGCAACAUUUAAAAAGACUGUAGCCAUGCAUGAAGUAUUUCUAACUCGUUUGGCUAGUCAUUCUGUGUUCAGAGAAGAUCGUCAUCUACAUGUUUUUCUUGAGUAUGACCAAGACCUUUGUGCAAGACCUAAGGGAAAACUUCAGCAACUUGGAGGUUUAGUUAAAUCAAUUGGUACUACUACAGAUCAAUAUUACCUCAAUGCGACUGUAAGGGAUGUAAAUGACUUUUUUGAACAACAGAUGAAUUCAUUGACAGAGUAUUAUAAUCAGCUCAAAGAAGCUACAACUCGUACUGAUAGAAUGACUGAAAAACAUAAGGAAUUAGCUGAUAGUUUCAUCAAAAUUUCUGGAGGAUUAAUGCAAUUAGCCAAUGUUGAUCCUGGUCCUCUAGAUAAACAACUUGCAAAAUCAGCUGAUACUUUUGAAAAAGUCAGAAAAUUAGAGAGCAGGGUAGCAUGUGAUCAGGAUCUCAAACUUGCCGACACUCUUAGGUAUUAUAUGAGAGACAGUCAAGCUGCAAGAGCCUUGCUUGUUAGGAGACUGAAAUGUUUAGCAAACUACGAGAAUGCUAACAGAACUUUGGAAAAAGCAAGGCAUAAAAAUAAAGAUAUACAUGCUGCUGAGACGGCCCAAUCUGCUGCAUGUGAACAGUUUGAAGCUAUUUCUGCCCAAGCCAAAGAAGAAUUGCUUGAUUUUAAAACCAGAAGGCUCCAUGCUUUCAGGAAAAGCCUUAUUGAAUUAGCCGAGCUAGAAAUAAAGCAUGCUAGGACGCAGCAAGAUCAGCUGAGGAAGUCUGUGGCCUACCUGAAGGAAUUAUCAUAAAUUUAAAAGAUUAUCAUUUUACUAUUUGUAUUCAAAUAUUAUUUUAUACCAUUAUAUAUACAUUCCGGAUCAUAUUGAAACUCUUAAUUGGCUAUUAUUUUCUUGUUUCGAUUAUACAAAAUUGAUAUAUAUUAUGUAAAUAUUAUAUGAGCCCUAUAUUAUAUUGUAUGUUGUUUACAUUUGAUUAAAAGAUAUUUUCAAGUUA
Messenger RNA from Harmonia axyridis, 1551 nucleotides. It is a transcript of the gene Snx6, whose product is annotated as sorting nexin-6. Bases 159 to 1346 code for a protein of 395 amino acids. Gene Ontology annotation, molecular function: phosphatidylinositol binding. The transcript is spliced from 8 exons. The record is from RefSeq and is a predicted model, not a curated record. Gene Ontology annotation, biological process: phagosome-lysosome fusion involved in apoptotic cell clearance. Lineage: Eukaryota; Metazoa; Arthropoda; Insecta; Coleoptera; Coccinellidae.